AUGAGCGACAAUGCUGAAGAACGUCAAACAGUGCACAAUGAGCCUGUGUUACUGAGGCAAUCGUCCAUUGCCCUUCUUCCACAAGUCUCGCAGACCCCUGGUGCCCUGGUGGCCAAUCCGACGACUGCGGUGACUUUGGAAAACAUGGAUCAGCCGGAGAUUACCAUUGAAGACAACGAAGGACCCCCAUCUUCCAGCCCAGGGUUGAGGCCUAUUCGGCUGGGUGUGCCAUCAAUUGCUGAAGAGGAAACCCUCGAGCAUCUGCAAAGUGAAACCGAAGAGGUUGCUUCGAGUGACAAUGAGGAGAGUGAAACAAACCACUUAACGGAGCUAUUGCAGAACCUCAUGGCACACGAUAGUGGUAAGUCCCGUAACCUAGGGACGUCGUCACUUCAGCCGUCAAACAUUGUUUGUGACGCAGAAGGUGACAUGGAUGAGGACUUUAUCAAAUCAAGAUUCAUCCCAGACAAGCUGGACUCGUCUGAGGUCUUUCACCACAAAUUGAAGCAAUUUUUUGUCUUGUCCUCAGCAGGUAAGCCCAUUUACUCGCUCAAUGGCUCUGACGAUACUGUUAUGGGCUAUAUGGGACUUAUUACUACGAUCGUUUCAGCGUAUCAGGAAAAUAUGAAGACUGAGUUUAGUCAUAUAACCCAGAACGGCUUUCGACUUGUUGUACAAAAUAAGAGCCCCCUAAUACUCGUAUUGAUAUCGAAGGUGGCCUAUGAAACUGGUUUUUCCAGCGGUCAUUCGAAGUCUACCCUAGAAAGACAAUUACAGUCAAUCCAUACUUACCUCGUCUCGGUUUUAUCAGCUCCAGUUAUAUCGAGAAGUUACGAAAGAAGAAUGAAUUAUGACCUCCGAAAAAUCUUAUCCAACCAGGAUAUCGCCUUUCUCGAUUCAAUGAGCAUGAAAAUGACGUACGGUUUUUCUGUUCAUGAUAAUGACCACUUCUACCUUGACAGUAGCUUUUAUAUCAGUCAUUUGUUGGGAUCGGCACUUAGAUGUGUGAGGACUACUCAUACCACGAGAUCGAAGAUAAGCUCCAUAUUGCUUUCUGCUAAAAAGUUGACCGUCAAGGAGACCGCCUCAGACACCACAUCCAUCAUCAGCAAAGCAUCAAUAUCGGAGACGAAGAGGCAACUAGCAGCAGAUCUCCUUUUUGGAUUCGUGAGUGUGAAAGAAAAACUUUUAAAUUACGUUCGCCCAUCACAGCAUGAGCUUCUGAAUGAGGACAUUAAUAUGCUUUUGGCCAUCAUAUCCUUUCAUUACGGGCCCGCAGAUCACCAAGAUUCAGCAGACUUGUGGAUUCCGUUGUGCAUGCCUAACUUCAAUAACUCGGGGUUCUUGUACGUCUAUGUGAGGAGAUUCAAUCUCAACGGAUACGACGAACCUUUGUCUUUGAUACUUUUGGCAGCAAAUAAGAACAGCUUUUUCGAUUUGAAGCAGGUGGGUCUGUACAUCAUACAAAGGAUAAUGGAUAACAAGCAUCUUAAAAGCGCAUUAAGGUCAGAGCUCAUCUCAAUGGGCGAUACUACGAAAGUUAUAAAGGAAUUACAUUGUCCUUUUAUCAAGCACUUCAUUUACAGACGCAAGGAUGAGAAUCAAUACCUUAUGGAUGACAUCAAUUUUUCGACUACGGGAGAGGACAAAUUCGACAAUUUGGCCAGCUUUCUUCAGAUUCUUUAUUUCUAUACCACUUUGCACAACACCAAGAGCACCACUAUGAAGCAGGGAGAUGGGACCGCCAAAAAGCUCACGUAUACGAGGUGGCAGAGGAAAGACGGAUGGAUCACGGGAUUCUUAUUGUCAAACAAGGUCUACGAUUUUUAUUGCCUUUGCGGCGGCUCGGUUCAAGCCCAUGACAUUAUAGAGCAGAGUCUCCGAAUCAUCAAAUGGGUCGAAAAGUACAAAAAGAGGCACUUCAUUGGGAAAGGAAUCACGUUUUAG
Molecule: messenger RNA, 1947 nt
Organism: Candidozyma duobushaemuli
Lineage: Eukaryota; Fungi; Ascomycota; Pichiomycetes; Serinales; Metschnikowiaceae
Exons: 1
Coding region: 1-1947 (648 amino acids)
Biological process (GO): vesicle-mediated transport; protein targeting to vacuole
Cellular component (GO): fungal-type vacuole membrane; Mon1-Ccz1 complex
Source: RefSeq, a predicted model, not a curated record